This is a messenger RNA of Propithecus coquereli (Coquerel's sifaka), 1593 nucleotides long. It is a transcript of the gene CTSS, whose product is annotated as cathepsin S. Gene Ontology annotation, biological process: immune response. The transcript has 8 exons. Gene Ontology annotation, molecular function: cysteine-type endopeptidase activity. Gene Ontology annotation, cellular component: lysosome. Lineage: Eukaryota; Metazoa; Chordata; Mammalia; Primates; Indriidae. The record is from RefSeq and is a predicted model, not a curated record. The coding region runs from base 181 to 1176 and encodes 331 amino acids.
AGAUUUUAAAUGAAACUGAAAUGAAAGUUCACUUCCUCAUUGCAGAUACCUCAUGUGACAAGUUCCAAUUUCUUUUUAAAGUCAAUUUGACUGAAGUUUCCUUGUUGCCUCUGAACUCUUUGGAGAGAGCUCACAAAUUCAAGGACUCUUACCACGGGAGCACCUGCUGGUUCUAUCAUAAUGAAAAGGCUGGUUUGGGUGCUCUUGGCGUGCUGCUCUGCAAUGGCACAACUGCAGAAAGAUCCUACCCUGGAUCAUCACUGGCGGCUCUGGAAGAAAACCUAUGGCAAGCAAUACAAAGAAAAGACUGAGGAAACAGUACGGCGUCUCAUCUGGGAGAAGAAUCUAAAGUUUGUGACAUUACACAAUCUGGAACAUUCAAUGGGAAUGCACUCAUAUGAUCUAGGCAUGAACCACCUGGGAGACAUGACCAGUGAAGAAGUAGUGUCUUUGAUGAGUUGCCUGAAAGUUCCCAGCCAGUGGCAGAGUAAUGUCACUUAUAAGUCAAAUCCUAAUCAGAAAUUGCCUGAUUCUCUGGACUGGAGAGAGAAGGGGUGUGUAACCGAAGUGAAAUACCAGGGUUCUUGUGGUGCUUGCUGGGCUUUCAGUGCUGUGGGGGCUCUGGAAGCACAGCUGAAGCUGACAACAGGAAAGCUGGUAUCUCUCAGUGCACAGAACCUGGUGGAUUGCUCAACUGAAAAAUACAGGAAUGAAGGCUGCCAUGGUGGCUACAUAACAGAAGCUUUCCGAUACAUCAUUGAUAAUAACGGCAUCGACUCAGAAGCUUCCUACCCCUACAAAGCGAUGGAUGGGAAGUGCCACUAUGACUCAAAAAAUCGUGCUGCCACAUGUUCAAAGUACACUGAACUUCCCUAUGGCAGUGAAGAGGCCCUGAAAGAAGCUGUGGCCAGUAAGGGGCCUGUAGCUGUUGGUAUAGAUGCAAGUCAUCCGUCUUUCUUCCUCUACAGAAGUGGUGUCUACUAUGACCCAGCCUGUACUCAGAUUGUGAAUCAUGCAGUACUAGUGGUUGGCUAUGGAAACCUUAAUGGGAAAGACUACUGGCUUGUGAAAAACAGCUGGGGCCUCAACUUUGGUGAACAAGGAUAUAUUCGGAUGGCAAGAAAUAGUGGAAAUCAUUGUGGGAUUGCCAGUUUUCCGUCUUACCCAGAAAUCUAGAGAAUCUCUUCAUUUUAUAACAAGAAAAGAAAGAUGAAACCAUUUCUCUUAAUUUUAUCUGCUGUAUCCAAAGGAAAUAAGUGUGACAUGAUCAAUGUAUAUUUACUAUGCUAAUUAGAAAAUAUAGUUUGACUCUUCACUUUUUAACUUGGCAGAUGUUGGGGAAAAAGUUUGCUAAGUAAAUUAAUAAUACACUAUAGAUAUAAUUAUGAGAAUUGUUCAACCUAAGACAGUCUGUGUUUGUCAUUGUUUUAUUUUAUACUCUUUGUCUUUUUAAGUGCCCUAGUAGCCUUUUGUAACUUAAUGGCCUAAAAGUGCUUAAUAAAUCUGUCAUUUCAAAUUUCUCUCAUUGCCACAUACCAUUCUGAUUCUUAGGUAACUAUUGUAAUCUAUCAUGAGAAUGUUAAUUGUGGUAUA